Molecule: messenger RNA, 7176 nt
Organism: Adineta ricciae
Lineage: Eukaryota; Metazoa; Rotifera; Eurotatoria; Adinetida; Adinetidae
Source: the annotation of a GenBank genome assembly
AUGUUAAGUCAAAACUUGGACAUGAAUCUCAAUGCUCUUUCAUUCGCACUUGGUCAAAUAUCUUUGACAAUCAAAAGAUUAUCAAAGGAAAACUUCACAAAUUCCUACGCAGAAAUAUCGAAUCUCGUUGAUGAACACGGAUUUGAAGCUGAACGACAUUUAUAUCAAAUAUUAGUCAAUUAUCUCGAUUUGCAAUCUAAUGACGAAACUGUUCAGAUCAGCUAUUGGCAACACGAAAUUCCAACGUUGAUCUCAAAACCAAAUUUUACCAUGUUGAUUUGUUAUGCAUUUGAUACAGCCAUUACACAGAAGUCGUUGAAGAUUUUCGAUGGAUUCUUCACGGCUUUGUCGAAUGUACUGAAAUUGAAUCAAGUGCAGGAAUUGAUUUUUACACUCGCUUUGCAUAAUUCAAUGCAUGAUGAAUUGACAACUUUAGCAUGGGAACAUCUUCGGAGAUGUUUACCUGGUCUCCUUCGAACUACAAUCGGCGAUAAUGGAAUGAAUGAAACGGGUGUAAACAAUCUACCUAUCGAAGUUCUUCACUCGUUGUUACUAUUUUUGUCCAAUGAAUCAGUAAAAUUAUUGAUUGAAGCCGAAGACUUGGAAAAUUUUCUCGAUAAACUUCGUACAGAAUAUCCGAAAGAAAAAAUAAGUCAAAAUGGUUCUGUGAUACUUUCCCCAUUACUUUAUCCAUCGAAUACAUCAUCAGUCAAUCUUUCUCUUAAUCAAAUAUUAUCCGAUUCCAGUAAUCUCUCUAAAUCAGUGUGGCAAAUGGAUGGAUCUUUAGCGGAUAUGAUACUUGAAAUAGGUUACAGUUUUACCGCUUCCAUUGAAGAUUGUCGGAAAACUCUUGUACAUUUUGGUGUGCAAGAAAUUGAACCAAUGACUGUUGCUCGAAUCAUUUCUGCAAUGAUAAAGACUCAUUCUGGUCUGAGUAAUGAUACGUCUAUCUUGGAUUCAAAUGGCAAUGAUCUGAUCGUAACUACAGAGGAGCAAUCAUUUCAAACAUGGAAUAUUGACACAUUUGUUCUUGUCAUUAAUGAUUUGAUUCCCACAAUGAAUUGGAAACAUGUGGUGAAAGAAUUGGAUCAUACCGGCUUUUUCGUACGUGAUCGACAAGGAUUAAUCCUUCUUAUUGCAGCACUUCGACGGGUUAUUCGAACAGAACUCUAUAUCAAUUUACUCUACAGUCCAUGGCAGAAUCCUGAGGGACAAUUAUCGUGGUUAGUCCAAGCGAUCCGUCAUCCGGAUGUUUUUUGUUUCGGAGAUUAUCCUGUACAUGUCGUCUCAAGUGAUUGUCUGCAAUACGCCAUUGAUGAUACAAAAGAAACAAGAACUUGGCGUUCGCUGAGUUUAAUCGAAUGUUUAUUACAAAUAGCCAAUAUGGGAUUACACUCAGCUGUAUUCGAGGUGUUUGAAUAUGGAAUACAACGAGCCUGUGAAUUGAUUUUUCUUAGUUUCAUUCAACUUCAUACUCUCUGGACGAGAUUAAAACAAGAAUUACUACAACUAAUUAUUCCAUUGUUAUUUGUCAGAAGUCCCAAUGCAAAUGUUUUACUUAAUUACAUGUGGAAUUUUCAGUCUCAAACAGAACGAUUACGUACAACAUUAUUAACAUCCUUAGCUGAUUGGUAUACUCGUGCAAAUGACAAUGAUCAACAGCAGCAACAACGACUAGGUCGUAUUCUAGAAAUAGUACAAGACUUGAAAUGUUUACCGGUGUUGCUUGGAGCACAGCCGAUAUUCUUCGUAUUAGAUCUUGCUUGUUUGGCAUCUCGACGUGGAUAUUUAAAACUGGAUAAGUGGCUAUUCGAUAGACUAUGUGUACACAGAGAAUUUCUCAUUGAAACCAUCGUUCAAUAUCUACGUAGAAAAACUCCUCAGUUAUUCGUUCCAUUUUCUCCAUCGAAAGUCGAUUCUAUUUUGAGAUCUCCGAUUAACAUUGAAACAAUUCAGACUCUCUUCACUGUGUUACAAAGUCAUUUGUCUUCGAUCGAAAACAGUGUUCUUAGUCAAGAAAUUCAAACAAUGUUAUCAACAGCAAAAUAUUUCUCAAAUUGCAAAAAAAUGAUGAUGGAUCCAAGUGAACAUCUUCUCAGUACGACUGGUAAUGAUCCAUUAGGAAUUGGCUCAUCAUCGUCAACAACUACACCGACUUCGUCAGCAACAAUGGGUGAAAUCGCUGAUGUUGAUGUUUAUUUCAAACGUCUCUAUUCUACGGGAGGCAACUCACCACCAAUAUCUGUCGAUGAAUUUCUUGAUAUCAUGGCUCGAUGUAAAGAUUCUCAAAUUCCACGAGAAAAAGAAAUUUUUCACAAUGGCAUUAAAAAUUUGCUUGAAGAAUAUAAAUUUUUUGCUCAAUAUCCCACCCGAGAAUUAAUUUUAACAGCACAAUUAUUUGGAGGCCUUUUAGAACGAAAUUUAUUUCAACAGCGAACACCAGACGCUUCUCAAGAUAUCUUAGACGGUUUGAAAGAACCAGUUACUUCGAAUCUCUGGAAGUUCGCUGUUGUAGCAUUGGACAGAUGUAAAACAAGAGUUCGCGAUCAACCUGCAUUUGUUCGCGAAUUACGAGCUUCACCAACUUACUUAGAUAUUCCAAGAAGUAUUCGAGAAUGUCUUGAGCACGGUACGAAACUAACCAUGCCACAGCAAUUUGAUCCAUUACGAACAAUAACUCCCACAUCAACCUUACCGCUUCCAACAACCGCUAGUCCUCAAUCACAAGUAUCUCAUUUAUCUAUGACUCCGGCAAAUAUGUUUCCACGAAUGAACAGUGCACCAUCAAUUACUAGUCAACAAUAUAUACCUGGAAAUAAUAUCGGUGGUGGCCUUGGAAGAGAAAAUCCAGCACAAAAAGGACCUUCGUUAUCACAAAAUGCGAAUAUUCAAACGUUAACAAAUGAUCCCAGUUAUCUCCUCGUUCGCGUCAAACCACCUCCGGAACAUAUCCAUGAUAAAGUUUCUUUUACAUUCAAUAAUUUAUCACUUGCCAACAUAUCUGAAAAGGCGGAUGACUUAAGAGAAGUCCUGAGUAACGAUGAACAAUUAUGGAAAUGGGUUGGUCAAUAUCUCGUAAUGAAACGUGCUUCCAUUGAACCGAAUUUUCAUACGUUAUAUGCUGGUUUUGUCAACACGAUCAAUAUGACCGUUCUCUAUGAUACAGUAUUAAGCGAAACUCAUCGAAAUAUAAAAAUUCUUUUGCUUAGCCAGAAACAGAUGAACAAUAUCCCCGACCGAGCGUUGUUGAAGAAUCUCGGACAUUGGUUGGGACUUCUCACUAUCGGAAGAAAUAAGCCAAUUCUCGCGACGGAUUUGGAAAUCAAAUCUCUUGUUAUCGAAGCUUAUCAUAUGGGUUCCCAAGAGCUACUAUAUAUCAUUCCAUUUGUAGCGAAGAUUUUAGAAUCAUGUGCUCGAAGCAAAAUUUUUCAACAACCAAAUCCAUGGCUAAUGGGAAUUAUGUCCGUGUUCGCUGAAAUGCAUUCUUCGGAUAACUUUAAAUUAAACCUAAAAUUCGAAAUCGAAGUUCUUUGUCGACAAUUACAACUUCAACUAAGUGAUAUUCCAAUUCAUAAUAUCUUAUCCAAUAAAGAAUAUUUUGACAAGAUUGAAAAACAAUUGUCAUCUACAAGUCGCCCGGCAAUUCCGUUUCAAACUCAACAAUCUAAUCCUUCGACGACAUUAGCAUCACUCUACAAUGAUCCAGCAAUUCUCAAUUAUCAUCCACUUUCGUCUAGUCAACAAUCGUCUGCAACUUCAGCGAUCAUAUCGAUUCCUAUUCAAGCACCGCCAUCCUUAUCUACAACAUCACCAGGAUCAUCGUCAUCAUUGACACCUUCAUCUCUUCCACCCGUACCGAAAUAUAAAUUAUCAGACUUUAAACCAUCUAUUUUUCAAUCAUUGAGUUCAAUGCUCGAAAUCAAUCCAAAUAUUCCCCUCUUUCAACAUCAUCCACGUCUCAAGACCUACAUUCAUACUCCGAUUGAACAAGCAAUUAACGAAAGUCUUCUAACUGUUCAACGUUCGCUAAAAGUCGCCACCAGUGCUGCGGAGACCAUUGUAAAAAAAGAUUUUCUUUUAAAUCCCGACGAACAACAGUUGCGUACAUCUGCACGUAAUAUGGUUGCAUAUCUAAGCAGUGGCCUCGUUCUUAUCACAGCACGUCCGGCUCUCCAAGAUCAGAUUCAACUAUACAUCAAAACUCAUCUACAAACAGUUCUUGGCUUACCACCGGCACCUUCAGCAAAUUCAACAUCAACAAAUGUGAAUUCUAAUACGAAUGAUUCAACUUCAGCUACGGUAACUAAUGGCACAACAAAUUCAACAAAUGAUCAAGUCUCCAAUCAAGUACGUGAGAUGAUCCAACAAGCAGCAACGGAAAUUGCAGCGUCAAAUAUCGAAUUAUGCUGUUGUCUGUUACAACGAACAACAAUUCAUCGCGCUAUUCAAUUGAUCGAUCAACGUUUAGCAAGUGAUAUCGAAAUUCGACAACGUUGUCGCACAGAAGGACGACAAUUACCAUCCGCUGCAAGCAUCGCCGAAUUCCAGUCAGAUAGAUUAAUAGAACCAAUACGUUUACGCUAUGGACCGUUGUCAUCACAUCAAUUGGCAAUUUACGAAGAUUUUGUUCAUUAUAUUCCAGGUUUUAAACCAAGUGAUAAUGAAAAACGAGAUCUCGUUUCGAUGGACGAAACAGGUCCUUCGGUCUGGGAUCGUUUAAUUGCUGAAAUCGAUCAAACCAUUCAAAUUCAACAUAAUCAAACAUUCGUCAAUCCUCUACAACACUUACUCGAAAGUGUCAACGUUCUUCGUACCAAUCUACACAAUCAGACAUCGAGCAAUGCACCGCAAGCUGCAUUGGCCAAUGUUUUAAAUAUUAUCAUCUACAAUUUACUCGAACAUUAUACAGUUCAAUCUCAAAGUCAAGAUGGUGAAAAUUUAGAGCGUUUUAAAAAUGUUCAUAUGAGUGUUUUGAAAUUACUCGUCGAAAUUCGUUUACAUAUGUCAGUGAUUACUAAGCAAUUGACAAAGGCAUGGUUGGAAUGCCCGAAUGAUCUGAAAUUCAAUGUUUACGCUGUUAAUCAAUUGAUUCGAAAUCGUCUUUUGGAUAUUCGCCAAAUGGAUGGACAUGUCGCACAAUUAAUCGAUUCAGGAAACAAUCCAGCGCUUCAUUUCGCUGUCAGCUUUCUCCGAAAUUCUGUCAUUGAACAGCCAUGUUGUAUGGACACAGAUAUUGCGGCUAUACUUGAUUCACUUCAUCGUAUAUCAUUAAUUGGGAAACAACCUGCGGAAGCUGUACGAGAUCUAUUAGAAAUCAUUCGAUUGAAUUACACUUCAUUAACAGCAAAUAAUAAUGCGAAUUCCAAUGAAACAAAUGAGACAAGUACAACUUCGCCAGCGAAGACCGACAAACUGGCGAUUAUCUCACUGUCUGUUAUCAGUAAUGGUCAUAAGUAUUUAAUGUCCACAGAUGAAAUGGAAACAGCAACAAUCGCGAAUAAGGCGAAGCAUAUCUUGAGCGGUUGGGUGAAAUUAGCAAUGACACAAACAAAUCGACUUAGUCAACAACAAGCUUUUCAAGGCUUUUUUAAUCAAAUGAAUAUGCAAGGCUUAUUCCGUUCUGAUGAUACUAUCGCUAAAUUCCUUCGCAUGACAAUUCAAUUAUGUGUUAAUAGUGUUUAUGAUACUAUCCGUCAAGCACCACCCAUAACAUCGAAUUCGUCGUCAUCUGCAGCUCAACAAGCACAUUAUGCACGAUGUCACCAAGGAAUCGACGCACUUUGCCGAUUUUUAUCUCUUUUAACAACUCAUACAUCGGAUAAUAACAGUUAUGGUGCACGAAUUCAUUUAAUCAACCGAAUCUUAGGCAUCUUGGCUGCACAUUGUUAUGCUGAUCAUGAAGAACAAGGCGACCAAUUCCAUCCGUUAGCCUAUCAAAGAAUAAUUCUCAAUUUAUUCCAAGAAUCCACUGCCACUCUUUCGUCAUCAUCCCUAUUAAAUGCAACAUCAACAACGGAAGACUCAUCAGCAAAUGAACAUGUUAUGUACUAUAUUUACUUGGCAUUCACCAAUUGUUUGCAUCUUCUACGUCCGCAACGUGUACCCGGUUUUGCAUUUGCUUGGCUUGAAAUCGUUGCCCAUCGAACAUUCAUGUCCCGUUUACUUUUAUCAGGUGGUCGUUUCACUCAUCAAACUCAUCAUAUGUACGCGUUGUUACUUGUUGAUGCCUUACGUUUAGUCACACCAUUUAUACGAUCGGGCGAACAUCCAAAAUCAUUCCAAGUUUAUUUCAAAGGCAUUUUGAAGACCUUCAUGUUAUUAUUACAUGAUUUUCCAGAAUUUCUAUGCGAACACUAUUAUCAAUUUUGCGAUGCCUUACCAUUGAUUGCUCAUCAACUACGAAAUAUUGUUCUAUCCGCAUUUCCCAAACAUAUGCGUUGUCCCGAUCCAUUUUUGGUUAACUUUAAAGUUGAUACACUUAAUGACAUCUCCAUUCUUCCGGUGAUUGCCUAUAACUUCGCACAAAACAUCCAACCACCUAAAUUCAAACAAAACUUAGAUUCAUAUUUACGUACACGUGCACCAGUGACAUUUUUAUCCGAACUACGUUCCUAUUUACAGCAAGGUGCGGAUCCUGGCUCUCAUUACAACAUUCGAAUGUUAAAUGCACUUGUUCUAUACGUUGCUACACAAGCACUAUCAACAUUGAAUAACAAAACCAAUGGACAACCAUUAAUGUCGUCAAUAACUCAUUCCGCACAUAUGGAUAUUUUUCAAAAUUUAGCAGUGGAUUUGGAUACCGAAGGACGUUAUAUAUUUUUAAAUGCGAUGGCAAAUCAUCUGAGAUAUCCAAAUAUACAUACACAUUAUUUUAGUUAUACACUUUUAUAUUUAUUUGCUGAAGCUAAUUCAGAAGCUUUACAAGAACAAAUUGUUCGGGUUUUACUUGAACGACUUGUGGCUAAUCGUCCACAUCCAUGGGGCUUAUUAAUAACAUUUCUCGAACUUGUCCGCAAUCCAAACCUGAAACUUUGGUCGCGAGAAUUUAUGAGCAUUUCACCAGAUGUUAAACGCUUAUUGACAACACUCACACGUGGCUGUCCUCAUAUUCCUAACGCACCCGCAACUGGUCAACAACAACAAACGCAGCAACAAACAGCCAUCGUUAAACCCUAA